GCUUUUCUGUCGUUCCCUCGCAGGCCUCCGUAGUGACGUCAUCAAUAGGUGACCCAAGAACCUUGAGGCGCUCCUAGUUAUCUUUAAAAACGGUUUAUAUUACACAGGAACGAUACAGGUGGUAUAUAAAAAGGAGAAGCCCAACAGGAUGGCCAGCGUGCUCUGUAGUAGAGCCAGGGUGGUUACAUACCUGCCAGGGCUUCACCUUCUUGUGCAACGCAUAGCAGGAUCCAGAUGUAUCUCAGAUGAGCGUCACGUUAAUGUCACACCACCAGAUAUGGGACCAAGGACGGUGUGGCCAGACGAGACCAUGGGUCCAUUUGCUCCUCAGGAUAAACGUUUCCAGCUGCCUGGUAACGUGGGAUUUGCCAGGCAGCUAGAAGCCACAGCGGAGCAGAAGCCCGGCUCUGUGCAUUCAGUACUACCGGACGUGCUGACAGCUCCGUCUAACAGCGAGAGGCACGAGUUCAUCCUGGCACAGUUCCUCUACGAGUCCCACGAGAACGGCGAGGCUUCAUCAGCACACAAGGUCGACAGCGCAGAGCAGUAUUUCAACCAUUCCAGAGUGGAGUGUGCGAUCCAGUCCUGCCCAGAACUGCUGAAAAAAGACUUUGAACUGAUGUUUCCCGAAGCCCCCUCCAGCAGUAUGAUGGUGCUCACUGUAACGCAGAGAACAGAGAACGACAUGACCGCCUGGUCUGAGGAGGUGGACCAGGAGAGAGAGCAACUGCUGGUUAAAUUCAUUGAAGGGGCAAAGGAGAUCUGCCACGCGCUGCACACCGAGGGAUUUUGGGCCGACUUUAUCGACCCUUCAUCUGGAUUAGCGUUCUUCGGCACUUACACCAACAACACACUGUUCGAGACAGACGAGCGAUACCGCCACCUGGGUUUCCAGAUUGAAGACCUCGGAUGCUGUAAAGUGAUCCGUCACACGCUGUGGGGCACGCACGUGUUCGUAGGAAGCGUUUUCACCAACGCGCCACCAAGCAGCCACGUCAUGAAGAAGCUGCAAGGAAAUUAACGCAUCGCGCACUUCAUAUCGUAACAUCCAAGAACACUAUUGAAAAACAAAGGUUUAUCCGGUGUUAAUGCUCGUGCUCGGAGUACAUGCACUCGACUAGCACUCAUCAAUGGCACAGACAAAUCCAUACUCGAUUUCUUUUCGAUUACUUUUGCUGUAAUCCCUAUGGGGUGCUUGAUUUAUUUAUUUUUGUAGUUGAAUAUGGCAAAGUGUAGAAAGGCUCAAUUCCAUGCUGCUUGAUUUCGGUGUUUGAGAAAUGUAAUAAAUGAAUCUAUCUUUAAUGCCUUUUCUUUUACUGUCACAGAAAUAAAGUGAAAAUUUAUGCUUGGCA
Ictalurus punctatus (channel catfish) is the source of this 1352-nucleotide messenger RNA. It is a transcript of the gene mmadhcb, whose product is annotated as metabolism of cobalamin associated Db. Bases 149 to 1021 code for a protein of 290 amino acids. The transcript is spliced from 8 exons. The record is from RefSeq and is a predicted model, not a curated record. Gene Ontology annotation, cellular component: mitochondrion. Gene Ontology annotation, biological process: cobalamin metabolic process. Lineage: Eukaryota; Metazoa; Chordata; Actinopteri; Siluriformes; Ictaluridae.